Messenger RNA from Amoebophrya sp. A120, 2164 nucleotides. NCBI's taxonomy places the organism in Eukaryota, Dinophyceae, Syndiniales, Amoebophryaceae. The record is from the annotation of a GenBank genome assembly.
UCUCAUUCUCGUAUCCUCACACCUUUCACAUUGAUUUGGUUUUGCAGUCUACUUAUCCUCGAGGGAAAAUCUCCGAUUCAUUUAUCACGACGCACAGGUCUUGUUCAGCCUGAUUUUCAAAGAACUUCGACGCAAGAUAGACAAAACGAACAAAAGAAAUGUCCUCCGCCCCUCCACCACCGGCGCCGGUCGAGACCGCCGCCUUCCUCGAGAUUCGGAAUGCGGCAAAGAGCUGCAUGGUCCAGGUGAACACGCAGGAAGUGGUGAAGAUUGGUGACCUUUCCUCCUGGAAGCUCAUCGAACCCCUCUUCGACGAAGACCAAUUAUUGCCGCCGCUCCACCGGAUUCAGUGGCUGAUUUGCCCGAAAGAAGGAGGUGCAGGGAGUGAAGGGCAGGGCGGGGCUGGUGGUGGUGACGAGGAGGAUAAGAGUGACGACGGCUGCAGCAACUACUGCCCCAGUGGCGAGGAGGAUGAGCCGGCGGUUGAGGAAACUACUGUGCGCGUCGCGGCGAACGAGGAAUUGAUCGACUACGAGGCGUGCUGCGCCUACCAGUUCGUCAUCACGAGUGUGGAGCCGGUGGUGAACUUGGAGCGGCUGCCGGGUGAAACAGAAAGGGACUACGACUGGCGCCUCAGCUAUAUUCUGUUACAAGGGAUGGAAUUAAAUGGCGCUCGAAGCUUCCUGUACGAUCAGAGCUGGCUGGUUCUGUUCGAGGGGGAUUCAGAGGUGGGAGGAGAAGCCGAAAAGAGCAGGGCAGGGGCUUUUUUAUCCCUGCCGCUUGGCACCGCACCAUGGGGUCUCGGUCGUGCCCUGCUCGAGUUACCGGAUGCGGAAGCCGACAAGCAUGAACGCGCGGGGGGCGGUGCCAUUUUCGCGAGGGCGCGUCGGGGCGCGUACGCACAAGAGGUUCUUCACUGGUUCUUUUCAUCUUCGCAGUGGCUCACCGGUGGUGAAGAUCCAGACCCUGAUUUUGUGGUGGCGUCUCAUCUUGCGGCGAAGUCGGUGGAUGUUGGAGCCGGUGAGGCGGCGAAUGCAAUCUACGGGCUUGCCUACAGCGUCAUCACAUCCCACCAGUGGGAGUGGAGCGCCGGCACUGGUGUGGACGACGAUUUUCCGGGCAUGCUUAGCGACGUCGUUGCUCCGGUCGUGCGGACGCUACUGGACGCACUCAAGGCGAAGGGCGAAGAGCACCAGUUUUCUUCGCGGCUGCAGAAGACAAUAGGAUUAGAGGAGAUGUCGAGAUAUUGGAAAACUUUUGUAUCCAGGGACAUCUCCACGCCCUCUGCUCGUUUGGAGGUAUACUUAGUGUUAUGGUUUGUUGACUCAAGUUGUUAAGCUGAUGAUUCCUUCGUCUGUUACGCACUUAAGUGCCAGGCUUUUCAUUUCGCGCCCGAAGCCUAGGAGGUCGAUUGGUGUACUUCGCUCUCAGUUCUAAAUUCGUAUUUGUGCAAAAUUUUUUUUUCGUCGGUAAUCACUCGUACUCUUGUUUAUACAGUGCCGCGAGGACCUGGACCGGCGCCAAUGGUGGAGGCCGUUGAUAAAGAAGCUCCCUUGUUUCCCGGUUGCAUCAAUCUGCCUGCGAUUGGUCGACAAGGAAGCCAAAGCCCUCCAGCUGGACCUUGGCUUUGCGACGGAAAUUGCAGCAUACCAACAAAUUAUAGGAAAUUGUAGGGAGAUGACCUUUUUGCGGGCCUUGGAGCGAUGCGGGGUCGCGGCGGAAAUUAAGGCGAUGAUCGCUGAGAAUAAUCUGCCUUGCACGCUCGAGGAGAUUGUCGCGAGAGGUUGGCCAGGGAAGGCGAAGUUGAUGAGGAGAUCAUUGGCGAGGUUACGCGAGAUGGAUGAUUAACCGAGGUUGCUACCUGGAUCGAUCUCGUGAAGAGAACCAGUGCUGCACUGGUUUCCAAAAUAACAAAACCUAUUUCUUAUUCCUUUUUCUGGUCCGGUCCCUUUGAUGUCGCAGGCUCCUGAUUCCGUUCAGCGUUUCGUGAUGAAAGAAGGUCAGUAGGACACAAUUCGAUCCAGUGGGAGAAUCUGAAAGACACACGGAGAAUGAGUUUUAAUCAACUUCUGUAGACAAAGCCCGUGCUUUUUGUAGAACAGUGAUAAUGUGAUGCCGUCCUGUGACUGGGCGAAGCUAAGGCUGGGAAGCUUGACAGCACAGU